GUGUCGCAAACUACGGAAGUGCGCGUGAGUGCGCGCCGUCGCCGGUUCCGUGUUCGAGUUCUGAGUGUUUCACAACAACGGACAUCCCCGCGUUUUCUACCACGAGCACCGUCAGCGAAACGGCUUUGUGUCGUGAAAUAAACGCACGUGGUGGGAGCUCGUCGGCUGGAGACCGAUCCCGAACACCAACGAUAUCCUCUUCUUAUCGAACCCUGCAAUCCGUCCACCUGCAAUGGAACGUGCACGCGCGGACACGUGUGUGAUAACUGGUGGAUGUGGUUAUUUGGGCUAUCGCCUGGCUUGUUCCCUCCACGCAACAGGAGCCAAGAUCAUUCUUUUUGACACAGUUCCUCCAAAUGAAGAGAUGCCGGAGGACUUUACCUUUGUCAAAGGGGACAUACGUGAGUACACACAAGUCCAGGAGGCCGUCGCUGGCGCCGACUGUGUGUUCCACAUCGCCUCCUACGGCAUGUCCGGCAGAGAGCAGCUGAACCGCCGUCUGAUUGAAGCGGUGAACGUCCACGGCACAGAGAACGUCCUGAGGGCUUGCGUCGAGCACGGCGUGUCCCGGCUGGUUUACACCAGCACCUUCAACGUGGUGUUUGGAGGCCAAGAGAUCAAGAACGGGGAUGAAAGGCUCCCAUAUCUACCUCUCCACCUUCAUCCGGACCACUACUCCAGAACCAAGUCGCUGGCGGAGAUGGCAGUGCUGAAAGCCGACGGCACGGCGCUGAAGGGCGGCGCCGGGGCGCUGAGAUGCUGUGCGCUGCGUCCAGCGGGAAUCUACGGUCCCGGCGAGCAGAGGCACCUGCCCAGGAUAGUCGGCUACAUAGAGAAGGGCAUCUUCCGAUUUGUUUACGGUGACCCCGGCAGCCUGGUGGAGUUCGUCCACGUGGACAACCUGGUCUCGGCACACAAGCUGGCCGCUGAGGCGCUGACCUCAGAGAAGCGGCACCGCUCCGCUGGCCAGGCCUACUUCAUCUCAGACGGAAGGCCUGUCAAUAAUUUUGAAUUCUUCCGACCUCUGGUAGAGGGCUUGGGCUAUCCUUUCCCCACGCUGCGCCUCCCCGUCUCUCUCAUCUACUUUGUGGCCUUUCUCACCGAGAUGAUCCACCACCUCAUCGGGCCCUUCUAUAACUUCCAGCCGCUGCUGACGCGCACAGAGGUGUAUAAGACUGGCGUGACGCACUACUUCAGCAUGGCGAAGGCCGCGGCGGAGCUCGGUUAUGAGCCCCAGGAGUACGACCUGGAUGAGGUUGUUCGAUGGUUCAGAAGCAGAGGCCAUGGGAGAAAGUCUCACAGCUCCGCCCUCAGUCGAUGGCUUUUAGACAUCCUGUUUGUUUCUGUCUUUGUUGCCGUGGCUCUCUCUUUUCUGCCAUUUGUUGGAAGUUGAGAGGCAGCUGAAGCAAAAAUGACAAAAAAACAUUAUAAAACCUACUUUAAAAAAAAAGUGUUUUUAUAUUGCAAUACCCAUAACAUAGGAAAAUAUCAAAAAAUCAAAUGACCUUAAUGUUUUAAUUUCAUAUUCGUAUGUGUCAAAUGCUACCUCUUUUUUACAACUCUAAUCCCCAAACGCAUUUUUUUGGAAUUGUGAUAUGCUGAGAAAACUGCAAUGAAUAAACUAUUCUCCAUGGCAAA
Molecule: messenger RNA, 1638 nt
Organism: Gasterosteus aculeatus aculeatus (three-spined stickleback)
Lineage: Eukaryota; Metazoa; Chordata; Actinopteri; Perciformes; Gasterosteidae
Gene: sdr42e1
Product: short chain dehydrogenase/reductase family 42E, member 1
Biological process (GO): steroid biosynthetic process
Molecular function (GO): oxidoreductase activity, acting on the CH-OH group of donors, NAD or NADP as acceptor
Source: RefSeq, a predicted model, not a curated record